Messenger RNA from Oxyura jamaicensis (ruddy duck), 4633 nucleotides. RefSeq names its product tetraspanin 18 (gene TSPAN18). NCBI's taxonomy places the organism in Eukaryota, Metazoa, Chordata, Aves, Anseriformes, Anatidae. The transcript has 11 exons. Bases 434 to 1177 code for a protein of 247 amino acids. Gene Ontology annotation, cellular component: membrane. The record is from RefSeq and is a predicted model, not a curated record.
GGCGGAGCCGCUCCGCUGGCGGCUCCGGCGCUCGGCGGCGGCCGGGCACGGGGCGAGCUCGGCAGCGGGAGCCGCCGGGAGAGAUUAAUGGGAAGAAAAAGUGGAUAAAGAGGGAACCUGGAGGAGUCCAGCACCCAUCAGUGAAGGUUAGGAGAGAGCUGCGUGAACUGUCCCAGCACAAGAAGGUUGACCAUCCUGGAUCCCUUCUGUAGGGACCUCAAGCAAGGAUCCUGACUGAUGCGUGUUCAGUACGACCCAACUUCUUGAGGCAAACAAGCAGUUUUCUGAAGGCCUGUCCCCUCGAAGCAGCACACAGGACAAGCUUGGCAACAAAGAGAUAUAUGGGAUACACAGACGAUUAAAGACUAGAAAAGACUCUGCUACAAGUCCCAAGAUUUGCAAAGGAAGAAUUGGAUCAAGCAGCCUGAAGACCAUGGAGGGAGACUGUCUGAGCUGCAUGAAGUACCUGAUGUUUCUUUUCAAUUUCUUUAUAUUCCUGGGAGGAGCGUGCCUGCUGGGAGUUGGGAUCUGGGUCAUUGUGGAUCCAACAGGUUUUCGAGAGAUAGUGGCUGCCAACCCUCUGCUCUUCACCGGAGCAUACAUCAUGCUGGCUAUGGGAGCGAUGCUCUUCCUUCUGGGUUUCCUCGGCUGCUGCGGUGCCAUCCGUGAGAACAAAUGCCUCCUGCUUUUUUUCUUCAUGUUUAUUUUGUUAAUCUUCCUGGCGGAGCUCUCAGCUGCAAUCCUGGCUUUUAUCUUCAGAGAAAAUUUGACGAGAGAGUUUUUCACCAAGGAGCUGAAGAAACAUUACCUGAGGAACAACGACACAGAUGUCUUCUCUGCCACCUGGAACUCUGUCAUGAUCACGUUUGCCUGCUGUGGAGUGAAUGGACCAGAAGAUUUUGAAGCUGUCCCCCAUCUUCCGAACUCCUCUUUUGAAGAGGCAACACCAGAGGCUUGUUGCCAGCGAGAACUCCAGAGCCGGGAAGGGAUGUUUGUUAACAAGGAAGCCUGCCUCACAGGCAUCGAGAGAUUUCAGAACCGACAGGGCUGCUACACCGUGAUCCUGAACUCCUUUGAGACCUACGUGUACCUUGCAGGAGCCCUUGCCAUCGGAGUGUUGGCCAUCGAGCUGUUCGCCAUGGUCUUUGCCAUGUGUCUCUUCCGAGGGAUCCAGUAAGAGGCGGCCUGUGAACCACCACAUUCCCCACAUGCUCAGAAGAAAGAAGGAAAAUCAGAAGAAACAAAACCUGAAAACAUCCAAAAAACUUUAUUUUUUUUAACAAAACGGGGUAGGGGGGAAAAAAGGAAAAAAAAAAAAAAAAGAGGGUUGUAAUAUAUGAAUGACCAAAAGGAUUGUACUUCAGGGGCUGGAACUUUGAGGUGAUGUGCACUACACUGUACACCAGACCCUUGCCCAGAGCCACCCGCAGCAGCCGUGGAGCAAGAGCCCAGCGCAGCUGAUUGCACUAACGAUGGACAGAGCCUGCAGAGGGGAGCGGGAGGAGGAGCACAACUGCCUCUCCUGCUUGUCAGCGCAAGGCUGUGCCUGCUGGUUGCAACUUUAUCAUGCUUUUUAGACACAAAGGACUGAAGAACAGCAACGCAGGGGCUGGAUAAGGCAGCAGGUUGGCCGAAGUCUGUGACUGCCCAGGUGGGUUUGAAAACAAGUGGUGGUGGUGGCGGCUCCUCUAAGAAACAGGCAGUUGUUGCUUGCACGAUUCUGGUUUUAAUUCCCAGCCACAAAAUGAAAACACACAUGCUUCAGUGGAAGCUUUGCCCCUAUCACCUGAAACUUGUCAGAGAAGUCAAACACUUCAGUGAGUCUGGCUUUUCUCUGGAGCCUCAAGCAGGGGCACAGUGGUCUCGCGUAGAAAUGGGACUUGUCUAAGGCUGGCUGAUGGUCAAGAAUUUGGUGCCUACCUUUCUGCUUUUAGAUUUACUGUUUGUUGUUGGGAAAAAGAGCAAGUGGUUACCUGCUGUGUUCCCAUCCCCUGGGAAAAAUGGUGGCUCUGGUCAAGAUUAGCCGAUACUGAUGCCUUCCUGAGAAGGGGAGGAAAUAGCGUUUAAACCUUGUCAUCCUUUGCCUUUCACUUUGUACUUGCAAAAAAAAAAUAGUUCGUGGUGCUCUGUUAGCAUAGAUACAUGCAGUGGACUCCUACAUGCUUUCCUGCCCCAAAGGGAGUUCCAGGCACGGUGCUGGAUGGGAGAGGCUGAGGUUUGUCAGCCACUCCCCUGCUUCUUGCCUUAAAUCGCCUUGGGGCAUCAUUUCUGCUCAGGAGAUUUCCCCUGAGGUUUUCCCAUGGGCUCACAAGGAAAGCGUCAAGUCAGAGUUGUUUCAGCCUGUGUGUUAGUCGAGAGCAUUUCCUCACUUGACAGAGUUGUUAUCUACCUGAUUGUUUGGAAGUGAACCUGAGAAACGUGCCUGGGAGUGGGCAUUGGUCAGAGGCUGGGGUGGUGCUGAGGCCCCAGACUGGGUCUGAGAGCACUUCUGGAAGCCUCAGCCCCUGUUGGCUUCAUUAUUCACGAGCUCACUCCCUGACCUCAAACUCUGUGGUCCCCCCCUAAGCUCAGCGAGGCUGUUUUCCUGUUUAGCUCAGGCCUUUUCACAGUUGCAGAUUGAGGAGUGCUUUUAGAGUUAACCAGCCCCUCCGAGAGCUGUAACCACUGGCAAGGGUUACAGAGGGGGAAGGCAGCAGGGCUCUGCGUCCUUGGAGCCUGCCCAGGGUCACCGUGCCGAUACCCGUGCAGAGGCUGCAAGGCAGGGUGGCAGGCAGCGGAAAGACUGGUCCGUAGUAAACAGAGCUCCUGGCUAAAUAUCCAGGUUGGAGAAUUGGGGAUACGAAGGAAGAGGAAAGAGGCGUGAGAGCUUUUCUGGGUUUCAUUUGAGAACAGCAAUUUGCUCAGCAGCAGGAGAGGGCCCGGGCCGGUAGAGCAGCAGCCCCCCUGCGCUGCCGCGAGCAUAAUGCAGCAACAGAGUGAGGCCAGGAUUGCUGAGUGGCCUCAGAUGUUGCCUUAAACCUCGUGGAAAGCUUUUCUGAACGAUUUCCCUCUAGACCCGUUUUCAAUGAUGCAUUUUAGCAUUAAAUUCUGGUCUGUUGUUUAAUGAAGGAAAACAAUUUUGCUAGCCAAAAAGCAGCAGUGUUUGUACCCAACAGCAGGUGCUGCUCUUAAGAUAGGGAAAAUCUGUUGCAUAUACUGAUCUUACAGGGAACGGGCCGCCACACGAGCCAAACUCGAACAGAGGAAAGCUUAGCUGUUCUGCUUCUGCCUCAGGAGCUAGUCAGUGAUUGUUCACAAGGGAGGAACAAAACCGUGAGCAGAGACAGUAACUUGGAUGGAGGUGAGCACGAAAAGCAAAAAUGCCACCCCAUCACCCCUCCAGGUCUUUUUUUUUUUAAUCAUUUGUUUUGAAAAGUUCUGGCUGUCUUGGGGCAGAGCCUGGAAGGAAAACACCUCGAUUUAUGCAGGGUGGGGGGGGGAGGGGGGGUGAAGUUAAAAUCAACAGCCUUUUUUUUCAUGACCAGUAGCGUGGGGGAUUAACACUCAGAGCAGCCAGCGCACUGAGGCAUAACUGUACAAGACUGAGGUAGGAUCGCUACAGGCUUAUUUUUCCUUGGCUUUCCUAAUUCUGUACGAUUUCCUCUGUUUUUAGCUCUUUCACAUCCCCUCUCUCCCUAAGGGCUGUCCCUCUGUCUUCAAAAGAUCCUUUGUUCUUCUACCGUUCUGGCGUUUGCACAGUUGCUUCCCCUCUCUUACCUUGUCUGGUCCCCCUUCUGCUCUUUUCUGGAUGAAGGCUUCACCUCCUCUCCACAGCUGGCUGGCGUACCCCUGGGAACACAGCCUGAAACCAAAGCACAGGCCAGGCAGCACAUCUUAAACAAGAGGUGGAAAUUGCUGUAAAGAUCCACACAAAUCCGAGAGGACCUGUGGAAGUAGGUAACGGGCGGGAGGAAUUUCUCCCCGGGGAAUUUAAUGAACAAGCAAGCCCAGAAACUAGACUGCUGUAGUACGGCAAAGCAUGUAAAUUAGUUGGUUUUGUCCAGUGGUUACGUGGCUGCCCCCUCUGUUGUACAGUAGCUUUUUCUCUUUCCAGAGCAGUAGGCAGGAGAAACAACUGUAUGUGUGUAUUUGUUUUAACAGCUGUUGGUGAGCUUGUUGGGCUCAGGGGCUCAAGGGAGAGAGCCCCUGCUUGCUGGAAAGCUCUGGGUGGGCCAGGGACCAGAGGGAGCUGCUGGCUCCUCUGCUGUAGCACUGUGACCACAGCCCAUGCACCUUGGAUGUAGUUCGUGGAGAGCAGUCUGUGCCUGGGAGCCCACGGCCCCUCUGCGCCCCCCUGCCUCCCGGCUGUUAUUUAAUGCUCAAACGACCGUCACCAACGCCUGGGAAAGGGCUGCGUGUGAAAUAAUGAUGUUUGAAAUCUAUUUUAAAAAACUGUAAAUGUUCUUUUUAUUAGAUAGUGGAGCUUAUUUAUCCCGUAUUCCCUACUGUAAUGCUUUUUUUAUAUUGAAAGGAUUUUUUUUUUUUGGUAAUAUAAACCAGAACACAAGCCUGAAGCACUCUCUGCACGGUUUUUGUGUGCGUUUCUUAAAAAAAUAAAAGAAAAGAAAUAAAAGAAAGAUAUUGUGACAGUGAA